AUGCUUCCUCCUCAGAGAAAGAGGCUGAAGUGCAGCCGGAUCGCGUUUCUCCUCACGACUGUCCUGUUGUGUUGCAUAUAUCAGCUGGCUCUCAGGGCUAGGUUACCAGAGCCCUGGGCAGAACAGCUGUCAGAGGGAGACCCCCAGAAAGAGGAGGGCAUUGUCCUUCAAAUGGUCCGGAGAGAGCUGGAGGAACUGGAGGUUUUGAACCAGACGGUGGAGAGUGUCACAGUGGAGAAUCUCACAGUGACAACCACGACGAUCUCCCCAACGACAACCACUGAACCACCGACCACGGAGCUCAAGCACUGCGUUUUUGUGGACCCUGAUGCAUCCAAGCCCGGUGUAGUACCCGCAACACCCCCCAUUGCCACCCCUGUUCCCAACACCACACAUCCCCCCCACGGCGACGCCCCCCACAGGAAGGGUGAAUACCCGGAGGACAUCUUCACCGUGGAGGAGCGGCAGCGGGGCUGGGUGGUGCUGCACAUUUUUGGGAUGGUCUACAUGUUCGUCUCUCUGGCCAUUGUGUGCGAUGAGUUCUUCGUGCCAGCCCUGGGGGUCAUCACGGACAAGCUGCAGAUCUCGGACGACGUGGCGGGGGCCACCUUCAUGGCGGCGGGGGGGUCCGCCCCUGAGCUCUUCACCUCCCUCAUCGGCGUGUUCAUCGCGCACAGCAACGUGGGCAUCGGCACCAUCGUGGGCUCGGCCGUCUUCAACAUCCUCUUCGUGAUCGGGAUGUGCGCCCUCUUCUCCAAGGAGAUGCUCUACCUCACCUGGUGGCCCCUCUUCAGGGACGUGUCCUUUUACACGCUGGACCUCAUCAUGCUCAUCAUCUUCUUCCUGGACAACAGCAUCAUGUGGUGGGAGAGCAUGCUGCUGGUGAUGGGGUACGCCUCCUAUGUGUACUUCAUGAAGUACAACGUGCAGAUAGAGCAGGCCUUCAAGGCCCAGCUCAACAAGCACAAGAGUAUCGUCAAAGUCAUCGCCCUGGAGGAGCCUGACAAGGUGAGUGCGGCUUUGUCCCGAUCAGUGCGCCCAGCUUACUCGCUACCAUCACCCCCACAGGACAAAAACCAUUUAAAGAAGCCUGUCCUGCAGAGGGGGGGAAGCUCCGCCUCCCUACACAACAGCACCAUGAGGACCACCAUCUUCCACCUGAUGAUCCACACCCUGGACCCACUCGGGGAAGUGAAGUUUAAAGACAAGGCUGAGAUCCUCAACAAAAUGGCCACUGGGAAGAUGGAGUGCAAGAAGCCCCACACAAAGACCGAAGAUGAGAGUGGAGGUAAGACAGAACACCCGAACGCCGUCAACGAGGAGGAAUCGCCCCCACCUGAGCCGUCUACUUCCCAGCCACCGGCCGAGGGGGAAAAGGACCAGUGUGCGGAGGAGUCAAGCAGCUCUGACAGUUCUAGUAGUAGUAGCAGCGACUCCAGCUCUGACGACAGUGAUGAGGAGGAGGAGGAGGAGGAGCAGGAAGAGCCGCUUACACUGGAGUGGCCGGACACCCCCCGUAAGCAGGCCACGUUCCUCUUCCUCCUGCCCGUGGUCUUCCCCCUGUGGCUCACAAUCCCUGACGUCCGUAAUCCGGCUGCCAAACAGUACUUUGCGGCCACCUUUCUUGGCUCCAUCAUGUGGAUUGCUGUCUUCUCGUACCUGAUGGUGUGGUGGGCUCAUCAGGUGGGUGAGACCAUUGGCAUCUCAGAGGAGAUCAUGGGCCUGACCAUCUUGGCGGCGGGGACGUCCAUCCCCGACCUCAUCACCAGCGUCAUCGUGGCACGGAAGGGCCUGGGCGACAUGGCCGUGUCCAGCUCUGUGGGCAGCAACAUCUUCGACAUCACCGUCGGACUGCCGAUCCCAUGGCUGAUCUACUCCAUCUUUAACGACCUGGAUCCAGUGACGGUCAGCAGCAACGGGCUCUUCUGUGCCAUCGUGCUCCUCUUCCUCAUGCUGCUCUUCGUCAUCAUCUCCAUCGCCGUCUGCAAGUGGCGGAUGAGCAAGCUGCUGGGCCUCACCAUGUUUAUGCUCUACUUCCUGUUCCUGCUGCUGAGCGUCAUGCUGGAGGACCGCAUCAUCAUCUGCCCCGUGUCCAUCUGAUGGCCCCCCGCCUCACUGGGCCGCGCCC
Messenger RNA from Megalops cyprinoides (Indo-Pacific tarpon), 2128 nucleotides. Its product is annotated as sodium/potassium/calcium exchanger 1-like. The record is from RefSeq and is a predicted model, not a curated record. NCBI's taxonomy places the organism in Eukaryota, Metazoa, Chordata, Actinopteri, Elopiformes, Megalopidae. The transcript is spliced from 9 exons. Gene Ontology annotation, molecular function: calcium channel activity; calcium, potassium:sodium antiporter activity. The coding region runs from base 1 to 2100 and encodes 699 amino acids. Gene Ontology annotation, biological process: calcium ion transmembrane transport; intracellular calcium ion homeostasis; long-term synaptic potentiation. Gene Ontology annotation, cellular component: membrane.